Closterium sp. Naga37s-1 is the source of this 1422-nucleotide messenger RNA. Lineage: Eukaryota; Viridiplantae; Streptophyta; Zygnematophyceae; Desmidiales; Closteriaceae. The record is from the annotation of a GenBank genome assembly.
AUGUUUCCUGAAAAGAGAGAUCUCUCGUAUUUCCUCCCCUUCGGCCCCGCACCGAGCCUGAGCACGCUACCGUCGGACGCGGGAUUCGGCGGGAGCCGCGAAGCCGGCGUUACAACCGGCGUUGCCGCCGGUGGUGUUGCCGGCGCAGGCACGAGCUACGGCUUCAGCGGUGCCGGCCCGGCGGGGUUUAACACGGAUGCGGCGAACACAGCGGCGUCGCGGCUGUACGCGACGGGAGUGGCGAGUGGCGAGACGUUAGCCGACGCGAUAAUCGACAUUCGCAGGGAGCUGAGUCUCAGCGAUGGUAACCCUCGGCUCGCGAAAGGCCUCGCUGAAUUCUUCGACGAGAUUCUCUCCGAGGAGGAAUCUCAGGAGUUUUUCUUCUUCACGCUGCCCGGAAUGGCCUCGCUCGCUCUCCGUCUCCCGAGCCUCGUCUCCCAGCAGGCUCGGAGCCUGCUGAGGCCGCAGCAGCCGGGGCUUGUGCUUAUAACGCAGGAGCUUGCUGCGGCGCUAUUGGUGGGCGCGUUCUUCUGCGUGUAUCCCACGGCCGGGCGCGCGCAGGAGAGACUACCAGAGAUCAACUUCGACCGCCUCUAUGGCGGCAUAUACGAGGGCUCGCCGCAACAACAAGAGAAGCUGCGCUGCCUGCUGCACUACUUCCGCCGAGUCGUCUCCUCCAUGCCUCAGGGCGCCGUCUCCUACGAGCGCAAGGUGCUGCCGCUCACUGCUGUCACACCCGCCACUGUCACACCCGCUGCUGCCGCCCCGCCGACCCUCCACCCGUUCAACACCCCCGGUACUGACACACCAGGCCACCUAAAGCAACAGCAGCAGCAGCAGCAGCAGGAUGUAUUGGGUUGGGGUGGGGAGGCAGGGGAGGGUGGAGGGCGGGGAAGUGGGACCAUGAGACAAGGCGGAGGUAGUUCGCCGCCCGGAAGCGGUGGGAGUGGUGGGCAGGGUGGGCGGCACGGUAGCGGUAAUGGCGGCAGUAAGGGCAGUGGUCCGACAACUGGCUCGGAUCCGAGCCUGGGAGGGUCGUGGGGGAAGGGCGGGGAAGGAGGGGGGUUGCGGAGUGGAGGGAGCACCAGGAGCUUCGGGGGGAGCUGGGGGACGCUUCCCCCUCCCCCUGGCGCGGACUUCUGGGGGACAAGGCGGAUUCCGCUCUGCGCCCUGGUGGUGCCCAUGCACCACCAGGUGCACGAGCGCGGCACAAUAGAGGACGACGGCACGGGCUGUGUGCAGGUGGACUUCGCCAAUGCCUUUGUGGGCGGCGGCACGCUCGGCUCGGGGUGCGCGCAGGAGGAGAUUCGUUUCGUCAUCUGCCCGGAGCUCAUCGUGGGAAUGCUUUUCCUGCCCGCCAUGGAGAACAACGAGACGAUUGAGAUCGUGGGGCCCGAGCGGUUCACUAGAUACACUGGGUGA